Aspergillus alliaceus is the source of this 1071-nucleotide messenger RNA. Its product is annotated as zinc-binding alcohol dehydrogenase family protein. Gene Ontology annotation, molecular function: oxidoreductase activity, acting on NAD(P)H. The record is from RefSeq and is a predicted model, not a curated record. Lineage: Eukaryota; Fungi; Ascomycota; Eurotiomycetes; Eurotiales; Aspergillaceae. Bases 1 to 1071 code for a protein of 356 amino acids. The transcript has 2 exons.
AUGUCCGAGCUACCGUCCAAUCAAACCGCCAUCGUCGCUCUCGAUGAUGGUACACUCGGCCUACGCAACGAUGUCCAAAUGCCCUCCCUAGAAGACGACAUGAUCCUAGUGAGGAACGCCUUCGUCGCCCUAAACCCAAUCGACACCAAAAUGGUCGGCAAGCUCGCAAGUCCCGGCGCAAUCGCCGGAAUGGAUUUCGCAGGCGAAGUCAUCUCCAUUGGGUCCAAAGUCCAAACCGCCGCGCCCAUCAAGCCGGGCGACCGAAUCUGCGGCGCAGUGCCGGGGAUGCACUCUCUCACUCCUGCGGUAGGCGCGUUUGCGCAGUAUGUUGGCGCGACGGAUCUUACUACCAUGAAGGUCCCGGAUUAUAUGUCGCUUGAAGAAGCGGUAACCCUGGGAAGUGGGAUUGGGACUAUUGGGCUUGCGCUGUUUAAGUCGCUGGAUGUUCCUGGUUCGCCUUGGUUGCCGGCUGACAAACCGGUGGAUGUGCUGGUGUAUGGUGGGAGCACUGCGACUGGGACUCUGGCUAUUCAGUUGCUUAAACUAUCGGGCCUGAAUCCCAUAACAACCUGCUCACCGACCAACUUCGACCUCGUGAAAUCCUACGGCGCCACUGCAGUCUUCGACUACCGCCAGGAGACAUGUGCAGACGAUAUCCGCAAGCACACUCGAAACUCACUCAAGUUCGUCCUCGACUGCAUUUCCGAGCCAGAGACAAUGCAGUUCUGCUACAAAUGCCUCGGCCGGUCGGGGGGGAAAUACACCGCAUUGGAACCCUACCCUGAGUUCCUGCAUACCCGGCCGAAGACGGUUGUGCCAGAUUGGGUGCUUGGUCCGACGCUGCUUGGGAAAAGGCUUGGAUGGCCAGAGCCGUUUGGUGGGGAGGGGAACGAGGAGUAUAGGAAGUUUGGGUUCCAGUGGUUUAAGCUGGUGCAGGAGUUGCUGGAUCAAGGGAAGUUGAAGUCACAUCCGCAUAAGAUAGUAGGGGACAGUCUUGGGGAGACGUUGUGCGGUCUUGGGCUUCUUAAGGAGAAGAAAGUCUCUGGUCAGAAGCUUGUGUGUCGCGUUUGA